AUGACUGAUACACUCACCGAUGAUGAUAUAACUGAAGUUCGAUCAUCAUCGAAUAGAACAACAACUACGAGUUCGUCGACAACAACUCGCCGACCAAUGUAUAUUGAAACCGAAGCACGAACUGAUUCAGUAGUAACUCGUCGAAUGGCAUCGGCUGCUGCUAAUCGAAGCGUACAAGAAGUACUCGAAAGUACUAAAUCACCUACUCAUGAUCUCCAAUCGACAAGUUAUACAUAUGCUCAUAGCAAUGCCUAUGCACCUACAUUACAAACAACUACAUACGAGAUUCCCGUCAUGGCUCGUCGUAGUUUACAUAAUGAAGAUCAAAAUCGUACAGCAUCAUUACUCUCAUUACCGUGUCAUCUAUUUUGUACCGUUCGAUCACAAUUAGCCAAUGGCUAUGGUGCUGUUUGCGAUCGUGUAUGUCAACUUACUGGUGGUCAUCAACAAGCAUCAACACCAGAUUCACCAACAAGUGAAGGGACAAUCGGUGGUACAAGAUUUAUUCGUACAUCAUCUCAAUCAUCAGCAUCAGGUAGUCGAGCAACAGGCUAUAAUCUUCGUUCACGUCCAGUUCAUUCAACACCACACGAUAAUGAGAGUGAACAACAACAUCAACAACGUAAAGCAACAAAACACCGAAAAGAUCAUCACGAUGAUGGUAGCUGUAAACAUUUAAGGAAUUGCUGUAAAACAACUGUUUGUUGCUUAAAAAAAGCUUUCCAUUUACCUAUUGAUAUUUUUGAUACAGUUUGGAACAAAUUCAAAGUUUUACCUUGGUGGAUACUUAUACCACUUAUUAUUUUACUUACUGUUUAUGCAUUACCUUAUUUGGCUUGUAAACCAUUUGCAAAUAAUCGAAAUUCAAAAGUGAAUACCAUUUGUCAAAAUAUUCAACAUACUACUGAUUUUACUCGUUUUCGUACAUAUAAUCUUGGCCUUCUAAAGCUUCAAAAAGUUUAUCGUUCAACAAUAAAUGUUAAAAAUUCUGUAUUAAAAUCGUUAAGCAAUUUUUGCUCUUCGACGAAAAACAAAUUACUAGGCUCGUUUCGUGGUGUUAAAAAUCGUGUUGUUGGUGUUGUUGAAACAACAACUGAUAAUGCUAAGGAAUAUUAUGAAGCCGGCCUACAAAAAGUCAAUAAACUUAUCGAAGAACUUAAACAAGAACGUGAGAAAGUUGUUGGAACACGACAUACUUUAAAACCUGAUCAAGAAAGAGAAUUCAUUCAAUUGGCUCGAAAAUUAAUCGAAGAAUAUUCAGCUGAUGAAACUGGACAAGCUGAUUAUGCAUUAGAAGCUAAUGGAGGAAAAGUUGUUGAUACACGCUGUGAAGAAUAUACAGAUGAACCUCAACAAAAAGUUGUGAAAUUUCUUGGCAUUCCUAUUGUUCAUAUGUCAAAACAACCAGAUAUAAUCAUUAAACAUGGACGUAUGCCUGGUCAAUGUUUUCCGUUUAAAGGUAAUCAUGGAAGUGUAGUUAUUCGAUUGGCUGUACCUGUUAUACCAACUGAAUUCGUACUUGAACAUCUAUCGAAAAGUAUUUCUAUCGUUGGACAUACAAAUAGUGCACCAAAUAAUUUUACAGUUUAUGCUUUGAAAGAUAAAAAUGAUAAGGAAGGUACUGUUCUUGGUCGAUAUAAUUAUGAUGCUGAAAAUGGUGCGGCACUUCAAAGAUUUAAACCUCAAAUUGCUAAUGUACCCGUUGUUGAAUAUAUUGAAGUACAAAUAACAUCAAAUUGGGGUAAUCCAGCUUAUACAUGUUUGUACAGAUUUCGAGUUCAUGGCGACAUGCAAAGUGUCACGCCAACAGCUGUUUAA
Rotaria socialis is the source of this 1818-nucleotide messenger RNA. The record is from the annotation of a GenBank genome assembly. Lineage: Eukaryota; Metazoa; Rotifera; Eurotatoria; Philodinida; Philodinidae.